Suncus etruscus (white-toothed pygmy shrew) is the source of this 1161-nucleotide messenger RNA. RefSeq names its product mediator complex subunit 8 (gene MED8). Gene Ontology annotation, biological process: regulation of transcription by RNA polymerase II. Bases 47 to 853 code for a protein of 268 amino acids. NCBI's taxonomy places the organism in Eukaryota, Metazoa, Chordata, Mammalia, Eulipotyphla, Soricidae. The transcript has 7 exons. Gene Ontology annotation, cellular component: core mediator complex; mediator complex. The record is from RefSeq and is a predicted model, not a curated record. Gene Ontology annotation, molecular function: RNA polymerase II cis-regulatory region sequence-specific DNA binding; transcription coregulator activity.
UGAGUCCCGGACUCGGAAGCCGGAAGCGGAAGUCUUGGCCGUCGCAAUGCAGAGGGAAGAGAAACAACUGGAGGCAUCAUUAGAUGCACUGCUGAGUCAAGUGGGUGAUCUGAAGAAUUCACUGGGGAGUUUCAUUUACAAAUUAGAGAACGAGUAUGACCGGCUGACCUGGCCUUCUGUCCUCGAUAGUUUUGCUUUACUCUCUGGACAGUUGAACACUUUGAACAAAGUCUUGAAGCAUGAAAAGACACCUCUGUUCCGUAACCAGGUCAUCAUCCCUCUGGUGUUGUCUCCAGACCGAGAUGAAGAUCUCAUGCGACAGACUGAAGGACGAGUACCUGUUUUCAGUCAUGAGGUUGUCCCUGACCAUCUGAGAACCAAGCCUGACCCGGAGGUGGAAGAGCAAGAGAAGCAACUGACAACAGAUGCUUCCCGCAUUGGUGCUGAUGCUGCCCAGAAGCAGAUCCAGAGCUUGAAUAAAAUGUGUUCAAAUCUUCUGGAGAAAAUAAGCAAAGAGGAACGAGAAUCAGAGAGUGGAGGUCUCAGGCCAAACAAGCAGACAUUUAAUCCAGCAGACACUAAUGCCUUGGUCGCAGCCGUUGCCUUUGGGAAGGGGCUAUCUAACUGGAGACCUUCAGGCGGCAGUGGUCCUGGCCAGCCAGGCCAGCAGGGGGCUGGAACAAUCCUUGCAGGUGCCUCAGGAUUGCAACAGGUGCAGAUGGCAGGAGCACCAAGCCAGCAGCAGCCCAUGCUCAGUGGGGUACAAAUGGCCCAGGCUGGUCAACCAGGGAAAAUACCAAGUGGAAUUAAAACCAACAUCAAGUCAGCUUCAAUGCAUCCCUACCAGCGGUGAGUGUGGCCAGCGACCUCCACUCCAUGAGCUGUUUGCAGAGUUAGGUAGAAUAAUUGGGUUUUACCCAAGCUAACCUAAAUGAAUAUGAGAGAAAUUGGGCUUUCAGCAAUGGACAGAUUUCACCUUUAUUGCUGCCUAGGUAUAUGACCUUGGGCAAAUAAUUUAGUUUUUCUUGUUUGUAAAUGGUAACGAUACCUACCUCAUAAGGUUGUUGUGAGGAUUAAAAUGAGAAAAUGAAUGUAAAACAUUUAGCAAAGUGUGUGAAAUAAUGGGUAUUCAAUAAAUAAAAGCCCUGUUACCCUUCUUAA